UGAGUUAGUUCACUUUCCAUUCCGAAAUCUGAUGGCGGAAGGUAAGGAGCUGUCGCUAAAACAUUAGUUUGGAUUGGUAUCAUGGUCAACACAGACACUGUGGGCAGAAGGGCUAUGAUCUAUGUUCUAUUGUGCAGUUGCCCAGAACUCCCUUUCAGUGUCUAUUUUACUGAAUGCUUCUACCAGGAUAACAUUUAAAACAAUAAAAUCUUUGGUGUAUAGCAUUUUUUCAUCUGGCAUACUCUAGUAACAGGUAUUUCAGAAUGAGUAGCUGAGCCAGUGGGCCAAUUCCCUCCUUGAGGAAGGAAAUGGACCAAUACAGAGGCAGUGUUAAGUGACCUACACAGUCACUCUUGAUUAACCGGCAAUUUUGAUAACUUGCCGCCAUUAAAUUUGGCACACGUCCUAUUACAGAGAUUUUAGUAGAGAGUCAUAGAGCACUACAGCACAAAAAUAAACCCUUUGGCCCAUCUAGUCCAUGCUGUACUGUUAUUCUGUCUAGUCCCAACAACCUGCCCCUGCACAAUAGCCUUCCAUACCUCUCCCAUUCAUAUACUUAUCCCAACCUCUCUUAAAUGUCGCAGUCAAACCCGCAUCUGUCACUUCCACCAACAGCUUGUUCCACAGUUCUUACUAACCUCUGUGUGAAGAAGUUCACCCUCAGGCUCCUGUUAAAUAUUUCACCUUUAACCCUUAACCUAUGACCUCCAAUUCUAGUCUCACCCACCUUCACUGAAAAACACUGUUUGCAUUUACAUUAUCUGUACCCCUCAUAACUGUAUAUACGUCCAUCAAAUCUUUCCUCAUUCCCCUACACUCCAUGAAAAAUAGUCCUAACCUAUUCAGUUUAUCCCUAUAAGUCAGCUCCUCAAGUUCCAGUUACAUCCUUGUAAUUUUUUUCUGUACUCUUUCAAUCUUGUUGAUGUCUUUCCUGUAGGUAGGAGAUGAGAAAUGCACACAAUACUCCAAAUUAGGCUUCACCAAUGUCUAUUACAACUUCAACAUAACAUCCCAACUCCUGUACUCAAGACUCUGAUUUAUGAAGGUCAAUGUGCCAAAGACUCUCUUUAUGACUGUAUCUACCUGUGACUCCACUUUGAAGGAAUUAUGGAUCUGUAUUCCCAGGUCCCUCUUAUCUACCAUAUUCCUCAGUGCCCUACUUUUCAAUGUGUAAAUAGUAGUCUUGUUUGUCCUCCAGACUGCAACACUUCACACUUUUGUGCAUUAAAUUCCAUUUGUUGUUUCUCAGCCCAUUUUUUCAUCUGGUCCAUAAUCCGACUGCAAGCUUUGAUAUACUUCCCCGCUGCCCUCUACAUCCCCCAAUCUUGGUGUUAGUUAUUUUUAUUUAGAGAUACUGUGUAGAAUAGGCCCUUCUGGCCCCUCAAGCUGUGCCACCCAGCAACCCCCGACAACCACUGAUUUGUCACUAAUGAAAUCAUGGGAGAAUUUAAAAUGACCAAUUAACCUCCUAACUGGUACACCUUUGGACUGUGGGAGGAAACUGGAGCACCCGGAGGAGGACGUACAGACUCCUUACAGAGGACACCGGGAUUGAAAUCUGAACUCCGAGGCCCCACGCUGAAAUAGCAUCGCGCCAGUCACUACGCUAUCCCAACACUCGAAAGCCUGUAAAACAAUUGGAACUUGUGCUGCCCACUACUGAGAACAAGCUACAUACAAAGUAAAUGCUGAGACCUUUAUUGAUAGAAGAAUGAGAGAUGAGGAUUUAAAGCUCUAACUAUCUUCAAACAUCUCAUUUCUGUAAUUCAUCAAACUUGUUCAAGGUUCCCCUGAUCUACAAGAUGUGGUUAAAUAUUCAGCUUACUGUUGAUUCAAACAUUUGUUGAGAUUUAGUCCCAAAGUAACAAUCACACCACUUUAAUGAUAUUUAUUGUGCAAUCUGAUUCAGAGGAUCAAUAUGCCGGAGUUAGAGUGUAUCAUUUAUCAAUCAGUAGCUACAUUAAUGGAUGAUUGCAUGCAAAAACCAAUCCAAAUCAAACAGUGAUCCACAAAAUAUCAAUGCUCACGUGACCUUUAAAAUGACCAGUAAAAUUGAUUGAACUCAAAUAACAUUGCAGCGUACUAGGGCUAUAUAAACAAUGAGUUACUUGACAGAUCUGCAUUUUUACAUCCAGCUGCCUUGGCAGAGAACAGCACUAACCAUGCAGUUCUUACUUGCUCAACAGCAGAAGAAUUUCCUAGUUACUGCUCUGAGCAAUUAUUCUUCUGCAGUGAACAACAUGGAACAAACAGUCAUGCUUCCUAGCCUCCUGCAAGACAUCCCUGUGAAUGACUACGAUGAAUCUAAAGAUGCUGCAGACACUUCACACAACAUGUAUGAAUGCUAUCUCCUGCUGAAGUCCAUCAAAAACACCGUGGAGAGCAGCAUGCUACCCUCUGAAGAUUUGAAGCAGAACAUCAACAGUGCAUAUGACUUGGAAAGUGACGAGGAGGCAAAUUUAGAGAAACUUCUCUACGUUCACGUGAAGGGACUCUGUACAGUGUUGAAUACAUUGACCAACAAAGCCAACACAUUGACAAGUAAAUACAAGGACAGGAUUGGACUUUUCUCAUAGCCUUGUUGCAUGGCAAGAUGCUCAUUCAGCUGACAUUGAGCAACCUGAAAUAAUGAGCUCUGGAGAGAGAAGGUAACUUGUACUGCUUGGCUAAAAACAUGUUUCAAAGUAAAGACAAAAAUUAAAAUUCUGCAGAACACACCUGGCUGAUGAUCAAGAACUGUAUUCAGCGAAGCACCUCUCUUUGCGAAAAUGUCAGAAUGUCUUGUGCUGCGUGGAUUGUGAAUUCUUAACUCUGCCAAUGAAAUACUUCUGCAAGAAGCAUUUUGGAACUGCAUUAAGAUCAGUAUGCACUUUCUAACUGUUACAUGGAAGAAAAGAUUUCCCUUUCUGCACUUGAUCAUAAAUGUGAACUGCUUCCAUCAUUUCUCAUUUAUGACAUA
This is a messenger RNA of Hypanus sabinus (Atlantic stingray), 2959 nucleotides long. RefSeq names its product mid1-interacting protein 1-B-like. Gene Ontology annotation, biological process: regulation of lipid biosynthetic process. Lineage: Eukaryota; Metazoa; Chordata; Chondrichthyes; Myliobatiformes; Dasyatidae. Bases 2100 to 2576 code for a protein of 158 amino acids. The transcript has a single exon. Gene Ontology annotation, cellular component: cytosol. The record is from RefSeq and is a predicted model, not a curated record.